CACCCCAGUAUGAGGGUAAGGUGCGAGACUGGCACGAGUCAACAAAAAUGGCGGAUGGAAAUGACAAGAUAUUCGAGACGUGGUUGCAGAAAUUUUGCGAUUCCUUUGUAAAAUUAACAGACACUCAGAAAAACUGUACAAUUGAGAGACUCAUACCACAAUGUGGACCAGAGCAAUUGAGACUUUUAUCCACGAAGCUCGAAAUUCUUGUGAAAAGGGACUUUUUCAAAAGCCUACCACUAGAGUUGGGCGUCCAUAUUUUAAAAUGGCUUGACGUCCGUUCGCUGUGUAUUUGUUGUCUUGUGUGCAAAACAUGGAAUAAGGUGAUAAGCAGCUGUCACGACGUGUGGCACACGGCAUGUGAGCGUCUUGGGUUCGCUUCACUUCAAGAAAAGGAAAAAGACAUUCACUGGAAGCGCGUUUAUGCAAAGGGCAUGAAACGGGUGCAAGGCUUGCAGGAUAAAGGCGCGUUUAAGGUGUCUUAUUUAUUUGGACAUACUGCGAGGGUAUUUGCUCUUUCAUGUCGGGGUAAUUUAAUGGCUACAGGUUCAGAUGAUAGAUCAGUACGCCUAUGGGAUAUUCAAUCUGGUCACUGCCUGCACGUUCUCUCUACCCACACCUGUGCCGACAUCCUUUUUGACAAUGCCCAUGUCCUGACUGCUUCCUUUGAUAACACUGUGGGAUUAUGGGAAUGGCAGACUGGUCAACAGUUGCAGUGUUACCAUGGUCACACAGGAGCAGUGUUUUGUGUUGACUGGUGUGAAAGGCUGGAUCUGAUUGUGUCUGGGUCAGCAGAUACCACCAUUAAAUCCUGGGGCUGGUCCUCAGGAGCUUGUCUCAUGACAAGAUAUGGCCAUUCUGAUUGGGUAAUCAAGGUUAUGCUUAUGAGUUCAGCUGUAAACUCUUUGACUCAUGACAAGGGUGAGGUUGUCCUGCUAAGCAUGGAUAAAAAGUCCAUAAAGGUGUGGUCACUGGAAGAAGCUGAGCCUUGUGCGACUCUUUUCUCUAAUGAUGACAACAUCAGUCUCCACCCGCGUCUCCAGUUUGAUGGCCGGUUUAUCACAUGUGCCUCUGAGGCUGGCAUUCAUCUAUGGAACUUUGAGAACUUACAGCUUGUGAGGUUGUUUGAAGAUUCACCUGCCAAAUGGCUUGUGGAAUAUGGAGAAUUAUUCACCCUACUCUUAGAUGCCAGCAACUUACACAUAACACGGACACAAAGCCAACGGACUAUUACGUCAUUUCCGCUUCCGCCUUUCCGACGUUCAGUGAGAGGAUCCAACUUUACUUCUGGCUUCUCUGAUUGGCUGAACAGUCUAAAUCCCGUCAUUCAGGACAAACUCGUUUUUGCUGCAAGCAUGCCAGACCAUAGUAUUCUUCUGCUGAAAUUCAGUGAGGUUACGUAAGAAAGCAGUGUCUGCUAAAAAAUAUCCAUACUAAAGUUUUUUCUUAAUUCUAGAAUGAUAAAAAUUUCUAUAAUUAUAUAAUGUAUAAUAUUUUUAGCUGAUGUCCAUCUUAAAUCUAAAAAAACAAUUAAACAUCUAUUAUUUAAUAAUUAUGUUUAACGAAUGAUUUGUUUUAUGAUUUUAUCUAUUUAUAUAAUCUGUGUUUUUGUCUAUACCAAGAUUGCUUGAUUGAAUUUGA
Molecule: messenger RNA, 1641 nt
Organism: Nematostella vectensis (starlet sea anemone)
Lineage: Eukaryota; Metazoa; Cnidaria; Anthozoa; Actiniaria; Edwardsiidae
Product: F-box/WD repeat-containing protein 2
Exons: 6
Coding region: 48-1403 (451 amino acids)
Molecular function (GO): protein binding
Source: RefSeq, a predicted model, not a curated record